AUGCGAUGUAUAGCUGCUAAUCGAUCUGUCCUAACAGUACUAGAUCAAAAUGCUACACUUCCCGAUUUUAACGAUAAUAAUCAAACGGCGAUGACCAAUGAUAUCGAAUGUAUGGAUAUUAUUCAAUUUGCUGAUGGAUGGUAUUCAUAUCCUGACCUGAAUACAUUUAAUAGUGACUUACUGCUUGAUACACUUACAAUUCGACAUAUUAAACCAUCAAAAGCCGUAUCUCCUUGGAAUGUGAGAGCGGAGAAUCCUACUGUUAUUCCACUUACUGAAAUUGCAACGCGUCAACUUGAGGCACUCUUCAAUCUCUCUCAAUUGCUUUUUGGAUUAGCUCGAGCUGAACAAUCAAAUUACACAUUUCGAGAUCUACAAUUAGGUCAACAACCACAACGUUUUCGCGAAGCUGGAUUCAAUAAAUUUCCAAAUAAUAAUAAUAGACCUAUAGAUUUCUUUGCUAUUUUUCAACUUGUCGUUAAUGAUGUUGUCAAAUCCGGUGCUAUUGAUAUUGUUUUUAUGAUGUACAAAGAUUCUCGUAUUCGAUGUGUUAAACAAAAAUGUCUUGAUUUAUUAAGUAAUGUUGCCACUAUACCAGAAGUUGCACGUCUUAUUCUUGAUCGUCAUUCGGAUUUUCUUAUUCAACUCGUGCAAGGAAUUCGUGAUGGACAUUUAAUUGAAGAAAAAAUUCCAUCAUUAUCUGUUCUUUUACGUCUAUGUAAAGUAAUUGUUAAUAAAAAUCUACUCGAUUCAUAUCAAAGUUUAAUUGAUAUGCAAUUUAUUGAUAUUAUCAUUGAUCUAUUUGAUACCAGUGAAUAUAAAUAUAUAGAUUCUGUUGUUUAUUUUAUUAAAUUUGAAUCACUUGCUUUACAAUGUCUUAAUAUAAUGUUACAAUGUGCUGAACAUGUUGAUAUGUGGUCAGAAAAAGCACAAAUUCGUUUAGUAAAUUAUUGUUGUACAUUAUUACAUAAAUCUGUAUUAGACGAUGAACAGAAAUAUAAUCAUCAUCAUCAUAAUAAUAAUAAUAAUAAUCAAAACAAAACUGAAAUAAAUCAUCUUAUCUAUGCUGAGCAGCAUUCAAUAAUUCAUUCAUUAAGUUAUGCAACUUUAACAUUUUUAAGUGUUGUUCGAUGUCGAAAAGAAAUAGGAAUAUUUUAUCGUGAAAAUGAACAUUUUAGAGAAUUACUUAGUGCAAUGAGACAUAAAUAUGGACCACGAAGUGAAUUUAUAUCUCGUGAUCCAUCCAUAUCGAAUGCACUCAAUCAAAUUGCUACGAUUCUAUUUGAACGACAUCAACGAAAGAAAAAACUACGAUAUCAUUAUUAUCAACAACAAUCAAAAGAAUAUGUGAAACAAUAUUCGUAUGGUCAAGAUGAAGACGAGGAUCAAGAUGAAAAUCGACAAUAUCGAAAAUGUUCGAAUUCUUUAUGUCAAAUGAUUGAAAAUGAUCAAGUAACAUUUCAAACUUGUCCACAUUGCCAUAAAUUAACAUAUUGUAGUCAAUAUUGUCGUGAAGUUCAUUGGACACUUAAUCACAAUUUAUCAUGUCGAUCGAUUAAUAAUUAUAUUAGAAAGGAAGAUUCAACUGUGUUAUAUACAAACAAUCGAUGCUAUGAAACAUUACCAGCACCCUAUCAAGAUAAUAAUACAUUGUCGAUGCUUCACAGCUCGACAUUCGAAACUUUGCCCGUACAGAUAUCCCAGCCAGUCAUUCAACCAACAGUUGAGAUUACACAUGAACUGUGUUAUCCAUCAUCAGCUUCUACAACUACCAAAAAGAAGUCGUUCAAAACUCUAUUAUCACUUCUUCGUUUUGGCAGUAAACGACGAUGA
Messenger RNA from Rotaria socialis, 1833 nucleotides. NCBI's taxonomy places the organism in Eukaryota, Metazoa, Rotifera, Eurotatoria, Philodinida, Philodinidae. The record is from the annotation of a GenBank genome assembly.